CUUCUUCCUCAUCGUACCAUCCGUGAGCCGCAAAGCUGUGGUGUCAUGUCGGCAGUGACUGCAAGGAAACUCACCGGGAACCUCGGCCGAUCUUGAGCCUCCUGCCAACGCCUUUGUCCUACAAUCUCAGAUCAUCUCUGUCUCUCUCUCUCUCGCAUCCGUGUCAGCCAUGGAGUAGUAGCUCGGCAGAGGCGUCUACGAUCCGCCAUGACUGACAUCUGAGUCCGGCAGACCCGUAGAAUCCAUCACUUGGCGGGGAGCUGGUCUUAUAUCAUUACCCGCCAAUUCGUCUUAGUUCUCUGCUCGUCUUCAUGUUUCAUCCCUUCUCAAUUUACUACCAUCUGUGGUGCUUGCUUGGCACCCAUUUUCCAUCAAACCGCUUUUGGGGAAACAGUUCGUACUCUCGUACUCGUUCCGAGUCAUUAUCAAACAUCCUCAGUACCCGUAUCGUCCAUCACUCGUACUCGCAUCCCAGUCGCGCGAGUCGACUGGCUUCCGGGUUCUUGGGUUCUCGGCUGUGUCGUUACAUCGACUUCGGACCGUGACGCCGUCAACUUAUAUACACAAUCAUCUCUCAUGAUUUCAUCUCGACGAAUUCCAGCAAAGAAUUGACGGUUGUCGCUAACUUUUGUCAAUUAAUUUGAGUUUGAGCUUCUGCUUGAUACUCUCCAGACGACAUCGCCUUGAAGCGCAUCACUGCACCGCGUUUAUUUCAUCUCAAGUGAGCCGGAUUAUUUGCAUGAUCUGGCAGUAGCAUCCUCUGGGAUACCGACCGUGCAAAGACACACGUCAAAGAACGGCCAAAUGACAACCUCAUUGGCCGCGUCCCGGGAGCCCCGUUCACUCCGGGAUGCAUUACGGGCUACGGGCCGGGCAGCAUCGGCGACGCCUUCCGAGAGCCCAAGCGAAGAGGAUUACGAUGACCCGAAAUUGUCAGUGAGGCCGCGCAACGGACGAGCACCGGUCCGUCCCGGCGCAUCGCCUCUCAAGAACUCUUCGAAUCGUGAGAGGAAGCUCUCACUAGACGGCUCGACGCUAUCAGAAACUUCGAGCAUCGACGACGAGCCUCUCCGUGAUGGAUCCGGUCGUCUCAAGACAUACGUGUUGUCUCCAGAUGACCGCGAGUUGCGGGAUGUCCUCAAACGGGGUCUAGAGAGGGAAAAAGACCCAAAGAGACUACGCCGGGCCGGCAAGUUCAGCGACCUCGUCUUCACACGGCAAUUCUCCACGUUUGACCGGCAAAACGCAAACGCGGCCAACAGCCCCUUUCACGGCUUCUAUACGCUCUUUUGGCUGGCCGUAGCGCUCUUCGUCACCAGGAUCGCCGCUACAAACUGGCGGGCGACGGGGAACCCCCUGGGCACAAACGAGAUCAUGAAGACCAUGUUCCGUCGGGACGUCGUCGUGCUCCUCGCCUCUGACGGCGUCAUGUGCGCCAUCACGGGCGUUAGCUGGGUAUUGCAGCGGCUGGUCUUUGCCGGCUACAUUGACUGGGACAGGUCAGGCUGGAUCAUCCAGAAUAUCUGGCAGUCGGCCUUCAUCGGCGGCGUCAUAGGUCUUACGCUGAUCCGCGACUGGCCCUGGACGCACACCGUCUUCUUCGUCCUGCACGGCAUCGUCAUGCUCAUGAAGCAGCACUCGUACGCCUUCUACAACGGCUACCUCUCGUCCGCCUACAAGAAGCGCAAGUACCUCCUCUCCAAGCUCAAGAAGUUGGAGCACGUCGCGCCCACCGAGUUCCCCUCUUCCACCACCCCCUCGGCCUCCACCGUCUCCGUCUCCCACCUCGCCAACCCGCCCUCCGCGGCCGAGAUGCAUGGGCGGAGACAGUCCAUCGCCCAGGCGCAGGCGCAGGCACAGUCUCAAUCGCACGCAAAUGAUGGCGGCGACGAGCAGCACCAGCUGACGGACCUGGACCGCAUCGCCCGCGCCAUCGAGUCCGGACAGCCCCUCGACGCAGACCAGGUCCGGGUUUUUGAGCGCAUCAUCCGUUGGGAGAUUGACGGCAUCACGGACGAGCUCCGGGGCCAGGCGACGAGCGUCGUCCGGGCGUACCCCAAUAACCUCUCGCUCGCGAACCACUACGAGUACAUUGUUCUCCCGACGGUCGUGUACGAGCUCGAGUACCCGCGUUCCGAGUCGAUUGACUGGUACUACGUUGCCGAGAAGACGGCCGCCACGUUUGGCAUCAUUCUCGUCAUGAUUAUGGUGUCGCAGGCUUUUAUUUACCCCGUCGUGAUGCAAACCAUCGCCAUGAAGGAAGCGGGCAUGCCCCUGGCCGAGCGCUUCCGCUACUUUCCCUGGAUGCUAAGCGAUCUCAUCUUCCCCUUUAUGAUGGAGUACAUGAUGGCAUGGUACCUCAUCUGGGAAACCGUCCUCAACACCCUCGCGGAACUCACCUACUUUGCCGACAGAAGCUUCUACGACGCGUGGUGGAACAGCGUCUCAUGGGAUCAAUUCGCCCGCGACUGGAACCGCCCCGUCCACAACUUCCUCCUCCGACACGUCUACCACAGCUCAAUCUCCUCCAUGAAAGUAAACCGCCACACGGCGACCCUCAUCACCUUCUUCCUCUCCGCCUGCGUCCACGAGCUCGUCAUGUGGUGUCUGUUCAAGAAGCUGAGGGGCUACCUCCUGUUCCUACAAAUGUGUCAACUGCCGCUCGUCCAACUAAGCCGGACGAGGUGGAUGAAGGACCGCAAGGUGCUGGGGAACGUCAUUUUUUGGUUUGGCAUCUUUACGGGGCCGAGUCUACUGUGUAGUCUGUAUCUUAUACUGUGAUGGCGCAUGUAAAGAUAGUUGCCGUGAGGCUGGGACUCUGUACAAUUACAAAACAUUACUCGGAGUUCAACUCGGAGUGCGUCUGAAAAGAUUGCACGUAUACACGGAUGAUCACUGUUUGAUGAUGAUCAAGGAAGUCAAACCCCACCGAUAGACGUCAUAAGAACACAUGCAAAAGACAUGGAAAGUCACAUUUGG
Messenger RNA from Colletotrichum scovillei, 2979 nucleotides. RefSeq names its product MBOAT family protein. Gene Ontology annotation, biological process: ergosterol metabolic process. The record is from RefSeq and is a predicted model, not a curated record. Bases 805 to 2781 code for a protein of 658 amino acids. NCBI's taxonomy places the organism in Eukaryota, Fungi, Ascomycota, Sordariomycetes, Glomerellales, Glomerellaceae. The transcript has 8 exons. Gene Ontology annotation, cellular component: endoplasmic reticulum membrane. Gene Ontology annotation, molecular function: ergosterol O-acyltransferase activity.